GUUAGAAUACACGUUAGCAUUACCUAAUUCUCCUGAUUAGGGAGAAAAAUGAGGUGAGCCAGCGAAAAUGUAAAACGAUUUCUGAUUGUCCUUUUAAGCGGUGGACUAGAAUGGAAAAUUCUGCAAAAGAUAUUUAACGUGCAUUGAUUCUAGUUGGUUAGUGCAUCUUUACUCCUUCUAUCUACCUAUUAUAUAUUCUCGCACAGAACGCCCAAACAGAGUAGCACACUAGAAUACAAGAAAUGGCGAAAUCACACGAAACCGAACUUCCGAUCAAAGCUUUUGGUUGGGCUGCUACAGACACUUCUGGCAUACUCUCUCCAUUUCAUUUCUCCAUAAGGGAAAAUGGCGAAGAUGAUGUAACCGUCAAAAUUCUGUUUUGCGGUGUUUGUCAUUCUGAUCUACAUUCUGUCAAGAACGAUUGGGGUUUCACUACUUACCCUCUUGUUCCCGGGCAUGAGAUUGUUGGCGUUGUGACAAAAGUUGGAAGCAAUGUGAAAAAUUUCCGUGCGGGGGAUAAAGUUGGUGUUGGUGUAAUGGUGGAAUCUUGUCAAACUUGUGAGAAUUGCCAGCAGGAUCUUGAGAAUUACUGUCCUAAAAUUGUGUUCACCUAUAACUCUCCUUAUAAAGGGACAAGAACUCAGGGUGGAUAUGCUGAUUCCGUGGUUGUUCACCAGCGGUAUGUACUCCAGUUUCCUGACAACUUACCCCUUGAUGCCGGUGCUCCGCUACUGUGUGCUGGGAUCACCGUGUAUAGCCCGAUGAUAUAUUAUGGCAUGACUGAGCCAGGUAAACAUUUGGGAGUGGCUGGGCUUGGUGGGUUAGGUCAUGUUGCCAUCAAAUUUGGCAAAGCAUUUGGACUGAAGGUUACUGUCAUUAGUACCUCUCCGGACAAGGAAAGAGAGGCCAUUGACAAACUUGGUGCUGAUGCUUUCCUUGUUUCCAGUGAUCCUGAAAAAGUGAAGGCUGCUGCAGGAACCAUGGAUUAUAUCAUAGACACUAUUUCUGCUGUUCAUCCUCUGUUGCCACUGCUUGGCCUGUUGAAGCUGAAUGGGAAACUGGUCACUGUCGGGUUGCCUAACAAGCCGCUCGAGCUCCCUGUCUUUCCAUUAAUUGGAGGACGGAAGCUUAUAGGAGGGAGCAACUUCGGAGGGAUCAAAGAGACUCAGGAGAUGCUGGAUUUCUGCGGCAAGCACAACAUAACUGCUGAUAUUGAGCUGAUUAGGAUGGACCAAAUCAACACAGCAAUGGAAAGGCUUAGCAAAGCUGAUGUCAAAUAUCGAUUUGUCAUUGAUGUCGCCAACUCUUUCUCAAGUUUGUAGAGUUGAUGCCACCAUGAUUCUUCAACACUUUGCUCGUGAAGCCUUGUAUGUCUCGUUAUCAUGGUAAAAGUUAAGAUUGGUAUAAGAUUUAAUAUUGGCAAACUUCGAAGACGAUGAGGAGCCUCUAUUUUUGAUUUUGUACGUUUUUAUCCUCGCAAUGUUUCAGACUAAAAGUGCGUUUGAUCUUGUUAUUUUAGAUAAAACCUUAUUUUCAAAUCAAAGCUAAAAAUAUGAGCUUUAAAAAUAAAGUUUGAAGUUAUUUGUGUAAAAGAAAAGUUGGAAGCUAUAAUUGUUCUGGUUAUUCAAAGUUAAAUUUAAAUGAGAAAAUUGUAUGAUAUUUAUAACA
Messenger RNA from Lathyrus oleraceus (garden pea), 1668 nucleotides. RefSeq names its product probable mannitol dehydrogenase. The record is from RefSeq and is a predicted model, not a curated record. Lineage: Eukaryota; Viridiplantae; Streptophyta; Magnoliopsida; Fabales; Fabaceae. The transcript has 5 exons. Gene Ontology annotation, molecular function: oxidoreductase activity, acting on the CH-OH group of donors, NAD or NADP as acceptor; zinc ion binding. Bases 243 to 1322 code for a protein of 359 amino acids.